This is a messenger RNA of Gopherus evgoodei (Goodes thornscrub tortoise), 485 nucleotides long. RefSeq names its product ribonuclease K (gene RNASEK). The transcript is spliced from 3 exons. NCBI's taxonomy places the organism in Eukaryota, Metazoa, Chordata, Testudines, Testudinidae. The record is from RefSeq and is a predicted model, not a curated record. Gene Ontology annotation, molecular function: RNA endonuclease activity. The coding region runs from base 88 to 384 and encodes 98 amino acids.
GCUGCGUCGGCCCGGCCAGCAGCAGCUCGAGGAGGGAGCUCCGUGCUGCCCGCCCGCUCACCAGCCUCCCCCCGCUCCGGCCCGGCCAUGUCUUCCCUGCUUUGCUGCGGGCCCAAGCUGGCCGCCUGCGGCAUCGUGCUCAGCGCCUGGGGCGUCAUCAUGCUGAUUCUCCUGGGGAUUUUCUUCAACGUGCACUCUGCUAUUCUCAUCGAAGACGUUCCCUUCACGGAUGAAGAUUUCAAGGACGGCCCGGAGAGGAUCUACCGUCUCUACGAGCAAGUCAGCUACAACUGCUUCAUCGCGGCCGGGCUGUACCUGCUGCUCGGGGGCUUCUCCUUCUGCCAGGUCCGGCUGAACAAACGCAAGGAGUACAUGGUGCGCUAGGACCCCGCCGGGGACAGCUGCCCCCUCCCCGGACCCGCCGGGCCCAUCGGCUCAUUCCAGCUCCUCCCCGGCGCCCCCUUUGCUCGGGACUCGCCCUGCCG